Messenger RNA from Rhopalosiphum padi (bird cherry-oat aphid), 8063 nucleotides. RefSeq lists its product as uncharacterized. The transcript is spliced from 6 exons. The coding region runs from base 1182 to 2420 and encodes 412 amino acids. NCBI's taxonomy places the organism in Eukaryota, Metazoa, Arthropoda, Insecta, Hemiptera, Aphididae. The record is from RefSeq and is a predicted model, not a curated record.
AACUAGGAAUAUAAUAAUAUAAUGUUGUAUUAUUACGUCUUAUAUUCACAUAAUAUAAUAAUAUGAUCUCCGUAAUAGAAGUGAAAAUUAAAUUUAUUACGAUUAGCUCAAUGAGUGUAUUACACAUCACACGACUAGAAACUAGAAGAAAAUCAUUUAUCUCGUUUUUAAUCUAUUUCUGUGACAUUACAGACAAAAAAAAAAUGCAUAUAAGAUCAUUUACCAAAACAAUUUUAUUUUUAUUAUUACUUGGGCGAUCUGAUUGUGGGUUGAAUUAAAAAAAAAAACCUAUUUUUACGCAAAAAAUACGUAUAAACCCAAAAUUUUUGUUUUGUCAUUUUUUUUACGUAAUAUACUAUAAUGUACAUCGUGCACAUGGUCUCGAUGUAUUCCCAAUGUAUUCCCAUCGAAUGUACUUUGAAAAAACAACGCGAUACACACAAUAUAUCCAUGUCCGUUUAAUAUAUUAUUAUAUAUAUGUGUGUGUAUAGGCGUGUCGUAAACGUACACAUUUUUUAUUUUUUUUGUUUGUUUAUCUAUAUAUCAUAUUGUUUUUGUGUGUUUUCUUUUUUUUUUUUUAUAGGCAUUUUUGUUCGGUGUCCAAAACGUUAUGUACCGAACGGACGGUCGCGAAAACGGCGUCACAAGGAUGCGUGUGCAGGGUGUGUGUGUGUGGGCGACGGCGGCGGCGGCGGCUCGAGGGGGUGCGUGGUUGCGUGUGCGUAUAUAUGUACGGUUUUGACGAGAUUCCGUCCGGAGCCGAAGUCGCCCGAUCAGCGACCCAGGGCGCCGACGGAGGGGCAUAAUCAAUGAAACAGACUUUGUACCGAUCUCUCGCGGUAUACCCGGAACUUUUCACCUCCGCCAGAUACGUCCGAAUAGCACACGACCAGUAACCGUCCCUCGAAAUACUACGCGCCCGGCGUUUUGGUGCACGAUAACGUGUGCGCGCGUACUGAUUCGGUCGCAUCAUAUUAUUAUUAUAUCAUCGUGAUAUUAUAAAAUCUCGAUUUUUUUUCGCCCCGUCUCUCGGAGUUCGUAUUAUCACCACCAUCACCAGUAUAACGUCGUUAUAUACUGUAUUGUACGCGUGCGUUGUGUGAUCCGCAUCACUGUUAUGGUGUUUACGCGACACGGGCCACGUUCCAGAGGACCAAACAUUACAGAAGUCGACGACAAAAAUGAACACCACGGAAACGGCGCUUGAACACACCGAUGUACCCGUAGAGGCGGACUGGGCUCUGGCGGACAUUCCGAACAGCAUCAACGCCACUGGACUCCUGGCCGAAGACUUAGAGGAAUAUGGAGGUUUGACAGAAGUACAAACAUUGAUUUUAGCAUGCGUAGCCACAGUCAUACCUCUGUUCUUAGGGCUACUGCUCGUUCUCGGCGUGAGAAUGGUGUGGAAAAAAUACAAAAAUCACAACACCAACAGCGGCUAUGACAACGACGGACUGCGCCGCGAAGACAGUUGCGAUGCCGUCAAGAGUUCGAGCUUCAUGCAGAGCGCCGAAGAGUUGAAGACCAGCGAAUCGCAGUAUUCCGUUCUGAUGCCAGAUGAUGCGGCGUCGGCGGCGGUGUGUUGCUACGCCGCGGCGAAUGGUGCUUCCGCGCCGCUGCCACCGCUGUUGUACAAUAGUCCGCCCAACAACCGUUUUGGAGACACGAACAAAACGAACCUGAACGGGAGCAUUAUCACGUUGACGAUGAAAAACAACCAUCUGAUUGUGGAAACCGAGGAAAGAGUGCCGGGCGUUUGCAUGGCGUCGGCUGGCGAGGUGGCGGCGGCGGCUGCUGCCGCUGCCGCCGAAGCGGCCGCCAAAUCGAUAGACUACGAGUACGACGACGACGAGUUCGACAUGGAGGCAGAGAUGUUGCGCCGUGAGUUCCGGGAAGCGUCGCUGUUGGCCAACGGCGGCGGGCUGGCCGCACCCGUCGUCAACCCGGCCGUGCUCGAACCCAGCAGCCAGACCCAGGUGGACCUGACCGCGGACCGCCGGCCGACCGCGUCCGCGGCCGCGCAACCGCCGCCGCCGCCGCACCAGCUGCAACUCGCGGCCGCCGACCACUCGAGCGGCGGUUCGUCGUCGGUGGACUCGCGCGUGGCCGAAAUGGCGUACGCUUACGGCAACCAGUCCGAGUACACCGUCGAAGACGUGGCCAGCAAACACGGCGGCAAGACGAUCGCCGCCGUCAAGUCGGUCGCGACUUCGGCGACCGCGGCCGCCGUCAACAACAACAACGACGACGAGUAUCUGGUCGAACAGCGGUUGUUAGGAAACGGCGUGGACGGCGGCGGCGGUGGCGCCGGUAACGGCGACUCGUCCGAAUCGACACCGCCGAACGCCGCCGAUAAUUGCUCACCGGGAGACCGCGGAGUGGCGACGACCGCCGCCGCCACUGCCACCGUCUCCCAGUAAUAAACAUCUCCACUUAUUAUUAUACGUGUGUAUGUGUGUGUGUGUGUGUGACUUUAGGUUUACGUUUGAGCAUAUUUUUAAUAUUUUUUUUUUUUCUAACAACGCCACUUUCGAUCGAAUAUAUAGUUUCUUACGAUCUUAUUUCAGAACGAUAAAAGUGGCACGAGACGACGGGCGACGAGUAGACUGCGCGAGCGAAACCAAACGGAAAACAAAUCAUCUGAAAUCGGUUGCAGUUUCUAAUUAAACGCGAACGAACGAAAUUAUGUAUUAUUGCGUGUCUUAUGCUUCACGUCGCAGAGUUAAACGGAUUGUGUAUUUAAUGUUUUCCCCGUCCAAACCGAUCGACGUCUGUCUAUAAUAUCGAACGAAAAAAUUCUGGUAACGUUAUUUUAAGAUUAUAAUAAAUCGUACGACUGGCCUUUUUUUAAACCGUCGACUCGAGGAGACGAUUAGGAAUUCUGACGUUACGACCGCAUAAACAUUAGCCAAAACCUGCACUGAUCGAUCUCGACACUGCAGUCCGCAGGUCAGACUUUUUACCCGUAACGGACGUGACUAAUAUCGAUUUUUUUGAUGUUUUGCGUCGACUCGGUUAAUAAUAUGUUAGCGGUCUGACGGCGAGACAUAAUAUUGUGAUUUAUUAUGACGAACAGUUCGGAUGUUCACGUCGACAACGGGAACCAAAAACAUUCUGGAACGAUACGCAUUAACCGUUAUCCUGGUUGCUGUCAUUUCGAUCGCAACAACGUGUAAAACCAGAGAGUGUAAUAUCAUUACGGAUAUUGUGGUUAUUAUUAUUUCUCGAUUCAAUAACAUAAUAAAACGUUAACUGAUUUGUUGUGAAAACAAAACUGACGCGGUAGAAUAAUAAUUAAACCGAAAAUUGCUUUACCGCGUUACGGCGGGUCUGCACCGUUAAAACAACGUACCAGUGUAGUAAUAGUCUAUCACAUGUGCUCCGAAACACUCGAUAUUAGUAUAAGAAUCAACAUAACAUUAUUCGCAUCGUACACGAUAAUAAUAUUAUAUAAAACCUAUAAUACGCGUGUGCCGGACGAUCCGCGAAAAAAGUUGUUUACGUUUUACAAUAAUUAUAAUAAUCGGCAGAUGAAUAAUGAUGUUAAGUAAGCGCUAUUUAUAUACGACGAUAAUGAACAUAUUGUAAUAUUUAAUCGUUAACCGAUUGAGCCAAAUAAUAUGCAAAUGUAUAUUAUUAUGUCAAUAUAUUUCACCAAAGCAUAGGCACCUAUGUAAAUCGUAUAUAAUCAUAUUAUGUUACGCAAACGACCCUACGGCGUUCAAAAUAAACAUUUCACGAUUGGUAAAAAACGACCAAUUAUUAUUACCGCGAUUUUCCGCCACCGGGGGUUAGUUAUUUUCGUAAAAAUCAUAAUAUUAAUAUUUACCAGUAUCUGGUGUUUAUCAGUCAUUCAGUCGGUUAGUUUAAUGGCGGAAAGUACACUAAAAUCAAUACGAAUUAUUUACAACAUUCUGCGUCGCAUAACUGAUUUUACGAUUUAAUAUUUUCAAUUCAUAACACAUGAUACGCGGCAUAAUUCGAUAUCCAAAAUCGAGAGUUACGCAAGUUACGAUAGUAAUUAAGUAUUAUGAUAUUGCUGCGACGUCGGCAUAUAAUAUUUACUGAUUGUUUAAUAUUACAAUUGUAAAAAGCGUUUGUGAAAAUCGUUACAGACUGUACUGGGAAAAAUAUUAACUAGAAAGUAUUUUAACAAAAUCAAAAGUUUGUUUCUGAAAGACAAACGUCAUAAAUUUGUCGUGUUUAUUCUAGAAGUACAACGUAUCAACGAAAAGUGUACACUUACUUCCUUUUGAUUAUUUAUUUCCGACGCCUUUUUCAUCGUGUCUAUUAUUAUUAUUUUAUAGUUUUCGUUGUUUUACUUUUGUGACGUGCCUGCGAUCCGUAAAAGCAAUUUAAGUCAGAAGUACAUAAAUACAUAAUAUGUUGAUCGCGAAAUUCAUCAAGAGUUGUUCUUGGCGGAAUACAAAUACCCUCGAGUUCGACGUGUAUAUAACUUGUGUAAAUAAAUCUAAACACGUCCAAAUACGCCAUCGUGUACUAUAAUAUGUACUGUUUAUCUCAAAACUUAAUUUAGUCAGUUGUAUUAUAAUAUACGUAAUGAUAUAAUAAUAUAAUAAAUAUAUAAAUGUCUAUGUCAAGUGUUCUAGUUCCUAUAUAACGUAAUUUAACUAAUAAUAUGACAAUUUAAGAGACUCGUUAUUAUACAUAUAUAGUAUAUACCUACGUUGAUAGAUUAAUCUGAUGGUCAUUUAUUUAUUAAUAAUAUUAUAUUGAUUGUAUCUAUGUAUGUGUAUAGUAUAUUAGUACUCGGCCAGAAAUACGCGUAUCGGUCUUGUGAUUACUGUGAUAAGGACUAGUUUCUAUCGAAAAACUGUUAUUAAACUGCAUUUAUGCAACAGUGACCCGGUGAUUGCUAGUUCAAAUCGUUCGAGGUAUAUAUGAUAUACCGAUAUAUUAUAAAUUAAAAUAAUACGACAUCACAAUAAAUAGUUUGAACAACACUAAAAUAAGUUACAGGCAAAGUAUGAAAUCGAACGUUGUACGCACAGUGAAUAGGUUGAGAUUGGGCCCCAUUAUUGUAAAAGUAGAAAAUGUAUACGCUAUAACCUUGUCGGGAUGUUGAGCAGGAUAUUAUAUUAAAUUACAAAUUUCCACAUCUAGAUAAAUCUAAUUUAAAUAACUCACAGUAAUAUAUGUAUAUAUAUUUGUUUUUAUUAUUAAAAUUGAUCUAUUAGAGUACUAUUUAAAUGGUAAGUGCGUGGAGUAUUUUGCAUACCUAUUUUUUAAUGUCAAAUGGUACAUAGAUCCUUUUGAGAUAUUUGUUUUACGAAUUUUGAACCAAAAUACGUACUAAAACAAUAAAAGUAUGAUUUCGUCUAAUUUCAGUUUUUUAUUUCUUCGUAAUUUUACAAUAAUUUUCGGUUUUUAAAUACCUAGAAAACUACACCGAAUUCGUGAUUUAUUAUAGUAAUAAUGAUGAUAGAUUUUUCAAUUUUUUUUUCUACAAUUUUAAGCGAUUAAAAUGAAUUUAGAAUUAGAACUUUUUAAAUUCUAAAAUAGUCGAUUUUUGGAUUAAGCCCUGAACAUUUCAUGUAAUUUCAAGUACGUCAUUUCAACUAUAUUGAAAUAAUCUCAAUAAUUUUUAAAUCAAAUAAUAAAAAAAAUUGAAUUUACCUACCAAAUCGCCUAGAUGAAAGUGAGAUUAUAUUAUCGGCAUAUCGAUAAAUAUAUGACGUACAAUAAUAUUAUCUGUAUCCUAUCCAAACGGCAUUUUUGUAAUCUAUUCUCAAUGCUGUUUAAUAUGAAAGACUCGUUCAUGUAUAAACUAAUAUAAUAUAGUGGUAUGCGUAUUAUCAUAUAUCCGGCAUAAUGCACAUCAUCGUCCACCGGGUUUACAGGUAAACCAUCGUAUCACUAUAAUAUGUUGGCUUAUCCACCCCAUAAUUCAUGCCCGGACAAUGGAAAUAUCUCAGCUGAAAUUCACGUUGCCAAAAACUUUCGGACGUCGUUUAUUAUUCUUCUGUUUCAUAGUUUGUCCGUGACGCGCUCCAUUUUUUAUAGGUAUCGCUGUAUUAUAAUAUACGUAUACGUCUUGCACAUAGGGUGCGCACACUCCGCGCGAGCUACUUUAAUAUAAAUCGAUGUAUCGUAUAAUAUUAUCUAGAUCGGUGUAUAUUAUGUGUCCCUUAUUUUUUACACUCACAUCAAUCCACCGCCAACAACUCCGCUCGCCAGACGAGGAGCGCGUAACAACGCAUGACCCGACGUGUCCUGUCCGCACACACGCAUGACACGGCACUGCGCUUUUUAGGAUACAAUACGUCAACGUAAUUCGCGUAUAUUACCGUCGUCUACACUAUACGGUACUCGCGAUACUGCGGAUCGAUAAUGCUCAUAUAAAAAAUAUGUAGGAACACAUAUUCGCAUUAUACUACGAAACACAAUAUUUUUUUCCUCGACUGUUUUUUAUAUACGCUUUUCGGGGCAACUAGUCGACGAGUCUGUACAGCCAAACGAAAACCCAGUGAAAUAGUCGUUUCGUGGAUUUUUCUCAAAGGUGUGUGUGUGUGUGAAUAUUAUUACAACGUGUACAGAUCCUGACAAAACGCGCGACUCUGUCGGCCGGAGUAGCCACGCGAUCGCGAUCGGGUUUCUCGCAAAAUCAUAUUAUCAUUAAUACGAAUUUCUUCCAUUUUUCACAAUACAACAAGACGUAACGAUCGAGUUUCAAAAAAAAAUAGUGACAGCGCGUAUGUGUGUAUAUUGUGGGUGUGCCCGAUCGUAUCGAUAAGACGUAAAUACAUUUAUAAUAUAUUAUAUAUUAUUAUAUUAAUUUUGUUAAAAAAAAAAAAAAACAUUAUUAUACAAAAUACACAGGCAUAUCACAAAUUAUCGUUUUUGAGACCUAUCCGCCCACUCGCCUGAUAAUGAACGAUUAUUAUUAUAAAUUCUAUCGCCGUUUGAUAGAAUUUUUAAUAAUACUAUAUUGGCCACAUCGACUCGAUUUACUAUUUGAAACUAUAGAGUACCUACAUGGCAUUUUUAUGAAUAAAUUAUUAAUACUUUUAUAUAUUGUGUAGCGUAAAUUAGUAUUGUAUAUUUAUAAGUCGUAUAUUAUAUUAUAAUUAUUCAUAAUAUUAUUAUAAUGCAAUAUUGCAAUGUGAAUACAAUUAUAGUACGUAAGACGUAACUCGUCGUGUAACCAAAUUUAAUUAUGUUCUUACGGUUUGUGAAUUUUUUCAUGAUAUUUUUUAUGUACAUUGUCUUUAGAAUUUUACUUAUAUCAAUGUAAUACGUUUUUACUAUAUCAUAACAGGUUUUGUGAAUAUCUAACACAAAAAAAGCGUGUAUAGAAAUCUGUAUUCCGAAAAACCUACUAGGUCUUGCGUAAAUAUGUGAUUUACAAUACAUACAAUUUGUAUGGUUUUUUUGUACAUUUUUUUUUUUAUACUUUUUAUUCUUCCAAAAAUGUAAAUAUGGAUUUUUCUAGAUUUAUGUUAUACGCUGGUCGAGGAUAAUGUUAUAACACUUUAAUUAAUUAUUUCUACAGAUGUUUUUUUGUAUAAUUUUCGUUACUGAAAUUAAUUUUAUAAUUAAUAACCGUUCGUAUGACGUCCCGAUUUUGAGUUAAUAUAUUUUUACCGUCCAAUAUAUUAGUUAAGUUUGUUAUAUACCAAAUUACUCGUGUCAGUGAAAUUUAUCGUUGUGAACUGUUCAAAUCCCUCCUUGAAAUUGUGCGAACUCCUAAAGUCGCAAUUAAAUUUCGAUGUAUUAUUGUUGUUAUUAUUAUUUUUACUUAUUUUCUGAGCUGUACUCAAAAUUAUAUUAAAUUUUAUCUCAGUCGCGUUGUUUUCGUCCGUCUAAGUGUAUCCGUCCAGUUGUUUAUGUUAUUGCAGCAUAGCUGUUUCAUGACAUAUUUUCGUCCGAUAUUACUUAAGUAUCGCUGAAAAUAAACAGAAUACUCUUUGGCAUUCGCGUGGUCCUUGCUUUGUAUCAUAAUAAUUAUACAUAGAUUUUUGAUUUAUUUUCUUUAGAUCUGUGUAUUUCAAUAAACAGAAAAAUUAAAACUGUGUACAUUAAAUAUUUAUUAUAUAAUAUAA